AUGUUUCUCGACGCAAUUUUCCAGGGAUAUCGAAGAAGUGAACCGAUUCAUUUGCUUUGUCUUCGCGCAUGUACAAUGAUAUUGAUAAUUGCAGUGUUGUCAGGGUAUUUAGCUAUACUUGCAAUUGAUAUAGCAAAUGAUAAUCCAGUAAUCAAGCAAACGAUUGUGCCGGUGAAUUUUUUGCCAGCUCCAGAUUUAAGUUUGGGAAUGUCGUACGACUUCAAUCUUACCUGUUUUGCUUUUCUCGGUGAUUACACAACUUCUUCCGAUUGUAUAAACGCAAUCACAUACGAUCAUGAUGAUGAACUUUUCUACGCAAACUUUUCAAAUGAUGGUUCUUUCCUGAUGUCUCCACUUGGUCAUGAAAAGGGGAUUAAUUUUUUACAUUUUCAGAUUACAAUCAAAGACCCUAACUUUAAUACUUCUAAGCCGGGAGUUUUGGUUCUGAUAGCUUAUGAUGCAGAGGCAAAUCCCAAUUCUGAUUAUCAAACGUCAAUUUAUGGAAUGAAUUCUUAUAAUAUUGAUUAUGAUGUCCAUGCAAGCCUUGCAUAUACAAGAUCAAUCAAGGAAAUUAUCCAGCCAAGUCGAUGGAUAGAUUUUGGAAUACCGCCAGAGCAUAAUAAAGAAUAUUACAUUAAUUCUAAUGUUGUAACCGGCUCGCUUUCCAAAUAUGAUGGUUUCAAUGAUCCACUUAACUUUGCUAUUGUAAGUAUUCAAGCUAAAAGCCUUUUCGUCACGGUCGAAACUGAACAAAGGUCAAAAACGGUAUUUAGUUCGUUUGCUUUAUUUGGCGGUGCAUGGGGUCUUGCCGCUGGGAUAUAUACACUAUGUUUCGGGAACAGCGUACAAAGACCCUGGGGCUGCGCACAAACAUUCUGUUGCAUAUUCUCGCAAAAAGCAAAAUCUCAAUUCCGUAAAACGUUUCCCGUGAUACCAUUAACUGGAAAUGCGAAAUUCGAGUUAUCCGAUGAUCCGGAAAGUAAUUUAAUCCCACAGUCACAAGAUCCUGCGGUUCAACAUUUAGAGCAACGAUUUGAAGCACUCGAGCUCUUUUUGAGAAAAUAUAUAAUUGAUGUUAAGUUUUUGGAUGCGUUAGAUCGUGUGAAGGACAAUUUUAAUAACAAUAAUGGAAAUCAACCAAAUUCAUCAAGACAACAACAGACGACUCCACAACCACCGCAAUAUUAUGGAUAG
Molecule: messenger RNA, 1194 nt
Organism: Ambispora leptoticha
Lineage: Eukaryota; Fungi; Glomeromycota; Glomeromycetes; Archaeosporales; Ambisporaceae
Source: the annotation of a GenBank genome assembly